Danio rerio (zebrafish) is the source of this 2934-nucleotide messenger RNA. NCBI's taxonomy places the organism in Eukaryota, Metazoa, Chordata, Actinopteri, Cypriniformes, Danionidae. The record is from RefSeq and is a predicted model, not a curated record.
CUCUGUUUUGUGUCAGAUUGUGACGCGCGGCUGCGAGACCACAGAAAUGACCCUGCGCAGGAACGGCCUCGGGCAGCUGGGCUUCCAUGUGAACUUUGAGGGCAUCGUGGCGGAUGUGGAGCCGUUCGGGUACGCCUGGAAGGCUGGUCUGCGGCAGGGCAGUCGGCUAGUGGAGAUCUGCAAGGUGGCAGUGGCGACGCUCACCCACGAACAGAUGAUCGACCUUCUAAGGACAUCCAUCUCUGUUAAGGUGGUGAUCAUCCAGCCGUACGAGGACGGAGCUCCUAGGAGGGGUUGUUCGGAGCUUUACCGUAUCCCCAUGGUGGAGUAUAAGCUGGACAGUGAAGGAACUCCCUGCGAGUACAAGACGCCCUUUAAGAGGAACACCACGUGGCAUCGUGUGCCCAGCAGCGGGCAGGCUGUUCCCCGCGGGUCUCCCACACAGGGGCCCGAACGCCCGGCUGGCCAGCAGCUCCAGAGUGGGCAGAGUGGCAUCCCGCGCAGCACCUCCUUUGACAGAAAACUGCCCGACGGACACAGGAAUGUUCAGGAUGUAGAAAACCCUCAGAUGUCGUCAUGUAGCAAAACAGAGGCGUCUCAACAUUACCGCAGUUCACCCAGUAACCAGUCGUCCUCCAGUGAUCCCGGACCCUGCGGCAGCGCCAGCUGGAGCCAGCAGCAUCCACCAUACGAUGGGUGUCAGUCUCCUGUUCUCCACGAGCGCUCAGCUGAAGCCCAGGGCAUGAUGGGAGAUGGAGAGAUGCUAAGAGAGAGAGAGCCCACACUGGAGAGAACACGCUCCGCAGAGGCAAAGUGGCACGUUCCCUCAACCAAGAUCCUCAACUCUCUGAAGGAAAGAGGAAAGGAUUCGCCAAACAAGUUGACGCGGCAGGGCGGCGAUAAAAACUCCAGCCACUCCAGCAGCAACACUCUGUCCAGCAACGCCUCCAGCAGUAACAGUGAUGAGAAGCACUUCGGCUCCGGUGACCUGAUGGAUCCUGAGAUGCUGGGUCUCACCUACAUUAAAGGAGCGUCCACAGACAGCGGGAUUGACACUGCUCCCUGCAGCAUGACUCCAGGGGGCGCCGGUGCUCCAGCGUCCCGCGUCAUGCUGCAGGGCCGGGGCGCGUCUGAUCCGGGCCACCCCUGGACGCCCGAGCUGACAGAAGAAGGGCCUACAGAAGAGGACCACAACAGGUUAUACCUUCCCCAAAGCUACGCCGCGGAUCUGGCCACCGGACACAACCCUGCAGAUGGCAGUAUGGGAGACCUGAGCGAGAUUUCCUCUCAUUCUAGUGGCUCCCACCACUCCGGCAGCCCGUUACCCCACAGCUCUCAGAUCACAUCCCGUGCUGAAUGCCCGGAAGCCCAGAGCGCCCCCUACAGUAGCCAGGAUCCCGGGCCCAGCAUUGACCUGCACACACACAGCCAACAUAAGAGGACAGAUGACAAACCCAUCCCGGACGAGCCCCCCAUUCAGUCAGAGUAUGGUGGAGCCGAGAGCUUGUUGUGUUUCCUUCUCAAGGCUCUGUCCGAGCGCUCCAGGCAGCUGUAUGCCGCUGAGACGUCAUGUCGACUGCAGGACAGAGGACGAGACAAGCUGAAGGACGCAGCACUGAAGCCGAGUGUGUCCAAAGAGGAGUACUUGAAGAUGAUGGAGCCGCAGAGCCCAGCGGGAGAGAGGAAGGCAUCAGCAGUGGGUAGCGUUUCCCCUCGGCGUUCACUGUAUCGCACACUGUCAGACGAGAGUGUGUGCAGCAGCAACAAAAAGGGCUCGUCGUAUGCUAGCUCACGAAGCUCCAUGCUGGACCAGGCCAUGCCAAACGACAUCCUGUUCAGCAGCACUCCAGCCUACCACAGCACACUACCCCCCCGCAUCAGCCUCAGCCAAACCACAUCCAACCUCAAGAAUGAGUUCUGGUUCUCUGACGGCUCUCUCGCCGACCGGGCCAAGUUCAGUGACCCGGGCCUCAUGCCUCUGCCAGACACGGCCAGCGGACUCGACUGGUCACACCUCGUGGAUGCAGCCAGAGCCUUCGAAGACCAGCGUGUGGCCUCGUUCUGCACCAUGACAGACAUGCAGAGAGCAGAAGCGCUGCAGAUUUCUCGAGAACUCACCAGACGUGUGGCGGCGGCUGAAGGAGCAGCGCUGGAGUCUGGAGAUACGUCUCCUGCCACAUUGACUGGCAAAGUCAACCAGCUGGAGGUGAUCCUGAGACAGCUGCAGUACGACCUCAAGAAGGAGAAGGAGGAUAAGGCGAUCCUGCAGGUGGAGGUGCAGCAUCUGCGUCAGGAUAACAUGCGUCUGCAGGAGGAGAGUCAGACAGCCGCUGCGCAGCUCCGCAAGUUCACUGACUGGUUCUUCCACACCAUCGACAAGAAGCCUUGAUGGAGACCCAGAAUAUCAGCCGUAUCUGUGGAAUGUAAGUACAGACUGGAGAAUGUGCUAAACCGGGAUCCUGGAGGCGGAUUAUGAAUGUAGCGCUGCAAGACUUUCAUCUUCUGCCUCCGUCAUAUAAAGCGGUACCUUCUUCACUCUCCUCACGUCCGCAGUUUUAGUGUCCCGAAUCCGCAAUAAUCCGUGGCAGAAACGCUGGUUGUUGCGCCGAGAGCCUCCGGUUAAUGGUUGUGUAUUUAACACUGUUAUUUAAGCUUAUUUAACCUGAUUUUCUGGACUGCAUCAGGCUCGUUGAAGGCCUUACUGUGACGGCUGUAGUCUGCGUCUGAAAUCAGAGAUGUUUUGAUUGAUUAUUGAUGAGGAUUUUGUGUCUGGUCUCCCUCAUUCCAACAUUUGGAUGCUGCUAGAUCAACACGUCGAUGGUUUCUACGCUUUUACAAGAUGUGUUUCUCUGUAAAUGGGUUUCAUGUAAAGAUGCGACGUUGAUUGGUUGGUUGCUUCUUUUUUUUUUUUAAUAAAUGUAGUAUGUAAAACGA